Messenger RNA from Mustela erminea (ermine), 3306 nucleotides. RefSeq names its product NACHT, LRR and PYD domains-containing protein 1b allele 5-like. Lineage: Eukaryota; Metazoa; Chordata; Mammalia; Carnivora; Mustelidae. The coding region runs from base 265 to 1848 and encodes 527 amino acids. Gene Ontology annotation, biological process: regulation of DNA-templated transcription elongation; mRNA export from nucleus; signal transduction. Gene Ontology annotation, cellular component: THO complex part of transcription export complex. The transcript has 17 exons. The record is from RefSeq and is a predicted model, not a curated record. Gene Ontology annotation, molecular function: protein binding.
GGGCCGCUGGCGAGCGUGCGUUUCCGUUACCGGAGCCUCGGCAGCCUCAGGCUGCAGCGGCCGCUGCGGAUGCGCGCCUAGCACCCCCUCCCAGCCAGUCCCCUCCCCCGGUGGCUCUCGCUCGCCCUCUUCCCUCCCCCGUCGGCCGCCUCCGAGUGUGCAGGGUAGCGCUCCCUCCGCGAGCCCCUCCAGCAGCCGCCCCGGCGCGCACUGAGCGCCGAGCCCGGGGCGCGCGUGGAGCCCCCUCCCAGCUGCAGAGCGACGAUGAGCCGCGGCGUGGGGGUCGCGGAGAGCAGUGAUGACCCUCACAAUGCCCCUUCAGAAGGAAAAGGCAUUUCCCAACUGCUGCCUUGCAAGCCUGCCUCCUUACAUGAAGGGCAAGGAGUGACUGAAGAAGGAGGCACGCCGCCCCAGACUGGAGAGGACAGCAGUUCUGAGAGCAGCUCUGAGAGUGAAUCUGAUAAUGAGGAACCAGAACCAGAACAAACAAAUGGGGAGCCAGGAGGGUCUUGCGUGGAGGAAGCUUCUGCUCAGACGGAAGAGUGGGAGGAGAAGGAAUUGCCCAAAGAGCAUUCGCAUUCAGAACUUCAAAAAAUCCAACCUCACUGUGAACACUGCAAUGUUGAAAAUAAACAAAAUGAGCAAGUGACCCCCAGGCCGCUUUCCAGGGAACAGUUUUUACUGAAGUUGGACACAGAAGGAACUUACCAGUGCACGGAAACUGGUCUGAUAUUUGAGGUUAACAGAAAAGUUGACAUCAAGUAUUGCGUUUUGUCCUGGAGCAAAUUUGCAGACCUGGUUGUUAAACCCUGGGUUGUCGGUGGACCCUUGUUUGAUGUUAAAUGUGACCCAACCUGUCUCACCUCCAUUCAGUUUCCACAUUCCCUCUGCUUGGGUCACCACAAUGCCAAUAUGACGUUCAAAGUCUUACAUGUUAAAAGUUCUGGGGCCUCAUUAGAAUCCACCAUGGAUCAUUCUACAACCCAUGUCAAAUGGCGCGUGAGCUCUCUUUCUCCUGUGGGGCCGGUUAUUCAAAGUGAAGAGACUGUAUACCACCACGGGGCCGUGAUUCUCUACAAAGCCAUUGACCAUAACCCAUCCUUGUCUUUUCGGGUGUACAUAGCAACCAAUAACGAGUCGUUCAUCAAGGAUAUUUCCAAGUCAGUAAAGCACUCCUCUAAGAAAUUCAUGAAAAUUGACAAGCCUCCUGUUUGCCAGAAGUUAUUGGAGAAUGGGAAGAAAUACAGACUGAUCAGUGAACCAGAAGCUGAAAUCACCCCAGAGGAAAUUGAAUUUGUUGAUGGUUCACUUUUAAAAUUAAAAAGUUACAUUGAAGUGUAUUUGGAGCAACCAGUGGAAUUUAAAUUACUUCUAGUCGAAAUGGAUUCUGAGGAAAUUGUGUGGAAAGCAAAACUGAGAGAAUGUGACUGGGUUCAGCACGAUCAGAAUCAGAACAUUUCGAAAAGAAGCACAAAUGGUAACAGGCGACGAAAAAUGACUAGCAGCUUACCUGAUGAGGACAUCUAUGACAAGAGAAUGAAGCAGGUUGACUCUUCAGAUGGAGCAAAGACCAGAACCCUGUUAACAGACGCACAGUUGAUCACUCUUGCUGCGAGGCUGGGGAGGGAGUGGAUAAAAAUUGCCAUUGCCAACCUGGAGUUGGAAAUUAGUGAUAUUGAUGAUAUCCGGGAGAAGGAGGAAGAUGUUACCAUGUGUAACUUCAGGAUGCUGAAGAAGUGGCAAGAAAAGGAGCAGGGUAAUGCCACAGCCGAGAAUUUAUCCAAGUGCCUGAAGAAUGUUUCUGUUGAAGUCCAAGAUGUGCUGAAAGGUUUCUUACAGGAAAGGUGAAGUUUGGAAGAUGAGCUGAAAAGGAAGCCUCAGGAACUUUUAUCUGCAAAAGACCACUUCAACUGGUAAUUGGGUAUGGACUUGAUGAGACCUUGAACUGCACAGUCUGAAGGCAGCUCCUUUCACACAGGCGGAAACUCUGUAGCUCACAUUAUUCAGGGGCACAGAAAAUGUAAAAUAUUUAGACAACUUAAGGCAGAAAAAAUCUCUAUAACAUCGAGAUUCAAUUAUUUAUUUCUCUUUUCUUUUUGCACCUCCUGCUCAUACCAUCCUGCCCUGCUUCCCCAACCAAUAUCUGUCCUUACAAAGGUGCUUAAAAUGACUCUACUCAGUCAGGUGAGAAAUGUGGUAAUUUUCCUUUUGGAGUCUGCGAAUUAUGAAAGCAAUUAAGUGGUAGUGUGCUUAAACUCAUGCCAAUGUAGUUGAGCUUUUUUUCAUCAUGAUAUUAAUAAUGAAGAGAGAUUUCCUUUUCUUUUAGCCCCCACUGUGACACGCCUGUCACCACCCCCACCCACCCCCCACCCCCCACCCCCGGUACAGUGUAUCUUCUUAGGUGGGAUGGUUUCCAUAGCUCACUUUACCAACCUAUCUGGCUAGUGCUCUGUUAAAUCAGUAAACCAAUCAUGUUACCUGGACCUGGAGUGAUGAGAAGAAAUGUAAUCCUGUCCCCAUCACACAUUGGGGUGCGCGCUCAGAGGCGAUCUUAUCUCAGGCGGUGAAGACGGAUGGAUGGUCAGAGAGUACCUGGAAGUUUCAUCAACCUUCCAAAAUCACAAGGCCAAGCACUACAUUUCUUGACUUUCACCCUGGGAUCAUUUACUUUCUGGGGGGACAAAUGCCACUCAGAAAUCGCUGUAGAAGGACCAAGGGAAAACUGUCAUGUCUUCUUGAAGAAGAUUUGCCCCAGGGAAUACUGAGCCACAUUGGCUCUUGUUAAUUGGUGAAAUGGUUUUUUGGGGUCUGUAUAGCCAUUGUCACUCUCCCAGAAUCAUGCAUGUAGUUGAUUAACAUUUUGGAUAUGUUUUGUUAACUUAUUUGAAGAAACUAUAAAUUACCAUCAGUCUACUGUAAGCAUUAGCUGGAGAAUAAAAUAAAUCUCAAUGAAUUAAUCAGAGAAAUACACUUUAACUAUUGUUUUGCCUGUGAAGAACAGAUUCACUUUAUAGGGGAGAACAUAUUUUUAAUUGUCAGGGAUCCUGUGGAAUUAAAUCAGUGUCGCUUUAUGAGUUUUUUUUUUUAAUUGUCCUAUAUUUUAGGAAACAAGGAAUUUUAACGUUCAGGAGUAUAAAUACUUUAUUAAAGAACUUGAAUUUUUAAAUGUUUAUGAUUUUUUAUAAGUUGUUUUCCGAAGAAAAGCAUAAUUUCAGAGGUGCUUUGUAUGUAUCUGGUUUCCCAACAAUUUUCAACCUUUUUCAUACUGUGGAUGAAAGGAAGAAAAAUAAAUUUGUACAGUACUAA